GGAGAUAGUGGAGAAAUGAACAUGGGGAAAUAAUUAAUGAGUGAUGGAGAAGGGAAGUGGGUGACUGAGGAGAACCUAGACGGCUAGACGGCAAAACCGUAGACCCGGUCAGUCCCACUUUCCUAAUCCCAUCCCCAUCCUCUUCCCCAAUUAGACGUUCCCUUCUCCAGUCAAAAGUCAAAAUCAAAGCGCGUUCAACCUCACCCUCUCUACACCGAACGCCCACCCUCUGUCUCUCUCUCUCUCUCUCUCUCUCUCUCCUACUCUGUAAAGCAAUGUCUCCUUCUUCCCCCCUUUCCAAGCAACAUCUUCACCUUCGUUUUCCCUCUCCGUAUAAAACUCCACCCUCCCUCACUCCCACACUUCCUCAUCCUUCCUCCCGAAUACCUGCUUUUCUCUCUGCGUGUAAAUCGGUGAGUGGUGGGUGUUGUUUUGAUCGAUCUGCUGAGAGAUCUACGUAAACAAGACGAGGCGAUCAUGUUCAUCGACGAUCCGAAUCCGAGUCCGAGUGCAGAAUCGAUCGUCAUACGGGAAGUAUGGUCCGAGAAUCUUGAUGCGGAGUUCGAGUUAAUCGGAGAUCUGAUCGACCGGUACCCGUACAUCUCCAUGGACACGGAGUUUCCGGGCGUCGUGUUCCGUCCGAGCGAGGGUCGCCAUGGAUCGUACAUCCGCAGUCGCCGGCCCUCCGAUCACUACCGGAUCUUGAAAUCCAACGUCGAUGCGCUGAACCUCAUCCAGGUGGGGCUCACUUUGUCCGACGCCGACGGGAACCUUCCGGAUCUGGGCAACGGCCGCCGGUACAUAUGGGAGUUCAACUUCAGCGACUUCGACGUGGCGCGUGACGAGCACGCUCCCGACUCGGUCGAGUUGCUGAGGCGGCAGGGUGUGGAUUUCGAGCGGAACAGGACGGAGGGGGUAGACUCGGCCCGGUUCGCCGAGCUGAUGAUGUCGUCGGGGUUGGUUUGCAACGACUCGGUGAGCUGGGUGACGUUUCACAGCGCGUACGAUUUUGGGUACCUGGUGAAAAUCCUCACGCGCCGGAACUUGCCCAACGGGCUGGAUGAAUUCUUGAGAACCUUGAGGGUGUUUUUCGGAACGAAAGUGUACGACGUGAAGCACCUGAUGCGGUUCUGCGAGAGCUUGUACGGGGGGUUGGACCGGGUGGCGAGGACGCUGGAGGUGGACCGGGCGGUGGGGAAGUGCCACCAGGCCGGUUCGGACAGCUUGCUGACUUGGCACGCGUUUCAGAAGAUGAGAGACGUCUACUUCGUGAAAGAUGGAGCGGAGAAGCACGCCGGCGUGUUGUAUGGGCUAGAGGUCUUCGGCUAAAUUUGUAAUUCAAUUCUAAAAUUGUAAAUUAGUUGGAGAAAGAAAUUAGUCAAUAAUUUUAAGAAAUUUUAUUCUUUCUAUUAA
Messenger RNA from Malania oleifera, 1413 nucleotides. RefSeq names its product probable CCR4-associated factor 1 homolog 11. The record is from RefSeq and is a predicted model, not a curated record. NCBI's taxonomy places the organism in Eukaryota, Viridiplantae, Streptophyta, Magnoliopsida, Santalales, Ximeniaceae. Gene Ontology annotation, cellular component: CCR4-NOT core complex; CCR4-NOT complex; P-body. The transcript has a single exon. The coding region runs from base 478 to 1329 and encodes 283 amino acids. Gene Ontology annotation, molecular function: nucleic acid binding; poly(A)-specific ribonuclease activity.